AGAAAAGGCCCGAAUGUCUGGCAGUGCAUUAUGUGUGCAAAAUUAAUCGCUGAUUCACUGCUCGAGUAUUGAAUGUGUUGUUAACAUAACUCGACAUUUGAUUGAAGUUUUAAUUUAUUUCACAAAACACUCAUUAAAUCUAAUUAAUGGACCGAUUGUUACGAUUAGGCGGCGGUUUGGGAAGUCUGGGACAGAGCGCCGCCCCCACUGAUGGGCCGGUAGUGGACACCGCAGAGCAGGUGUACAUCUCGUCGUUGGCGUUGCUGAAGAUGUUGAAACACGGGAGGGCUGGCGUACCCAUGGAAGUGAUGGGUCUUAUGUUAGGCGAGUUCGUCGACGACUACACCGUACGGGUGAUCGACGUGUUCGCUAUGCCUCAGUCGGGAACGGGCGUUAGUGUGGAAGCCGUGGAUCCGGUAUUUCAGGCAAAGAUGUUGGAUAUGUUGAAACAGACGGGUCGGCCGGAAAUGGUGGUCGGAUGGUAUCACUCGCACCCGGGUUUCGGGUGUUGGCUGUCGGGCGUCGACAUCAACACUCAGCAGAGCUUUGAGGCGCUGUCGGAGCGGGCGGUGGCUGUUGUCAUCGAUCCCAUCCAAUCAGUGAAAGGCAAAGUAGUGAUCGACGCCUUCCGUCUCAUAAACCCGAAUAUGAUGGUCUUGGGUCAGGAGCCCCGGCAGACCACCUCCAACUUGGGCCACCUCAACAAGCCGUCCAUACAGGCGCUCAUCCACGGCCUCAAUCGGCACUACUACUCGAUCGCCAUAAACUACCGGAAGAACGAAUUGGAGCAGAAGAUGCUCCUCAAUCUGCAUAAGAAGAGUUGGAUGGAUGGGCUCACGCUUCAGAACUACGCCGACCACUGCUCGCACAACGAGAAGACAGUCAUCGAUAUGCUGGAGUUGGCGAAGGCCUACAAUAAGGCCGUGGAGGAGGAGGACAAACUGACGCCCGAACAGUUGGCCAUCAAGAAUGUGGGCAAACAGGACCCCAAGAGACACCUCGAGGAGAACGUGGACCUCCUGAUGACCAAUAAUAUCGUGCAGUGUUUGGGCGCUAUGCUGUCCACCGUUGUCUUCAAUUAACGAUUCAAACGACUCAUGCCUUUCUGUCUCUCAUUAAUAAAUAUCUUCUGUUUUUUAUUGUAAUUUAAAAUCCAAAACAAUUUUAAUAAAAUUAAGUUCCGAUCGAAA
Oppiella nova is the source of this 1190-nucleotide messenger RNA. The record is from the annotation of a GenBank genome assembly. NCBI's taxonomy places the organism in Eukaryota, Metazoa, Arthropoda, Arachnida, Sarcoptiformes, Oppiidae.